AUGAUCAUCUCACAGCUGGAGUUCGGGCCGCCUGUGGUAUAACAAAUAAAACAAAAAGUUGAAGAGCACAUAGCCCCUCUGUGCCCCCCCCUGGUCUUUUGAAGUUUUCUCGGAGUUAUCAAGUUCAGUUACACAGAGAUCGCUUUAACGUUUAACUCUUCAGAGUGACUAGAAUUUCUCCUUACAGUAUCACCCUUGAAUCACAGAGUAAGGUCACAUGAAUAAAGGAAAUGAUCACCAACAAAAGGAGCUCUUGACUGUUGAACAAAUUCUCCUUGUCAGCAUCUUAGGAAAUGUAUUGAGAACAAUAUGGAGAAAAUGCAUACUGAUGUUAGGGUGAAAAGGGUAAAAAGGAAACACCCGUGACGAUUUGUACCAACACCUGUGACUUGCUGCCAAUCUUUGAAUACACCACACGUAAAACCAAUCCCCCUUCAACUGAUAAUUAUUUAUCAUUUCUCCCGAAAAAUUGUAAGGUGUUUCAGGCAAACAUUGAGGAGUCACGGCUCCAUUGUUCUCUCGAUGAAACAGCAAACGAUCCAAAACUGGUAAGUAAGCAGAUUUUUUGCACCAUUGUCAGCUUAAAACCAGAGUGAGUACAACAAGUAAAGUUGUAAUGUAAUUAAUUCAAAAUGACAUUGUACACCAAACUGAAAACAAACACUGUUAUCGUAAUUAUUACAUUAUAACUUAUGUUAAAUAAUAACAAAAGAAAAGCAACAAACAUGUUUAUGUUCAUAAUAUAAUCGAUUAUGGGUGCAUUAAGGCAAUCAACUAUUCGUAGACCCUUAAUUUCAUUGUGAUCCCCGAACGCGAUCUGAAAAACCUCACUAUUAAAAACUGUCUCAUCUAGCUUUCUAGAUAUGAAUAAAGUCGAAAACAUUUUGUUUCAUUGAUUCUGUGUGUGAAGAACGUGGAAAUUUGUUGAAUGUCUGUGUUAUAAUCACAAUUUAUCUAACGAAAUAAGCAAUUUCGAUUUUGUUACAGAUUGUCAAAAUGAAGAUUUCCACCUUCUAUGGUUGCCUCUUAUUAUCAGUUCUAGCAGUCUUCACUAAAGGUAAGAACUGAGAAAGUAUUUUAAAAAAUGACAAAAACAAACAAACUUAAUGUUACCCAUCGGAUAAAAAUACCCACAUGCUGGGAUGAAAAACGCACAGAGUCAAGUAUAAUAUUGCUUUCUCAAUUCAACAAAACAGGAGGGUCUCAAUAGGGUUAACCGCUGAACAUAAAAGGCCCAAAACUUGAGCCGUUGGGCGUAAAAAUUGACAAAUUGCAACAGUAAGUCGUAAAAAAAGUUCAACGUGGAUAUUUUUCUUUUAAUCAUAAAGGAAGGAAGUUAACCUUUAGCUGUAAAAUGGUCAAAAUUUUAACCGUUAGCCGUUAAAAAACUACAAUCCAAUUGAGACUCUCAAACAGCGACAUCCACGAUAAUCCUGGAACUUGCGUAAGAAGGUGUUUUGCAAUAUGUAAAACAUUCAGGAAUACGAUCUAGCAAAGCGACUGAAUUGUUUGUAAUGUUAUGUUUAUUCUUGUGAUAAUAUCUUGUUUUUCUCAGACGCCUCUACAAGUAACUGGAACAUCGCUGACUCAAGCGCUGCAAGAAAAAGUAGCACUAUGCUCAACGAGAAUUUUAGGUCAACCAUACAUCACAGCCUGGAGGAUGCACGUAAGUUUAGAUAAAAAAUUAAUAGGUUGAAAUGACGGAUGUUCACAGUCCGAGACACGACCAUAAUCCUUUACGUCCUAACAUCAGUAUGCAAAUUCUCCAUACUUUUCUCUUCCUUUUUUUCUCUCUUUGUCAGUUGACAUCUAAGAGCUUCUUCAGUUGGUUCAUUUCCUCCAUUCUAGUGACCUUGAAGUUUGAUUCAGGGGUGAUAUUGUACGGAGAAAUUAGAUUCUAGUUUUAGGGUUAAAUGUAUAAAAACACCCGGAUAUCAAUUAAGAUACAAUUUUAAAAUAGUACGGUAGGUCGCUCCUGCGAUGGAUGAUCAAAGUUCUCCUUACUUGUAAAAUACUUUUAAUAAUUGUUUGUUAAUGUGUAACUCUAUUCCAACACUCUACUAUUUUACAAAGGUACAGAAGCUGGAAGGGCAAGACAAGAAGUGCCACAGAGUACGUUUUUUCCCAAAAAAUAAUUCAACAAAAAGAAUAUUCUUUCACGAAAAAUAGCUUUCUUGAACUUGAGCUUGUUGUGAAUAGUUACGCGAACAUUACUUUCUUGAAGCAUAAUAUUUUGAAGUCACCUCCUUAAAUAAGUAAUGUGGAAACAGAAAUAUGUCAUAUUAGUUCUUCAAAAAUGGUGAAUCGAACCUCAUCGCUUCUGAACACUAUUGGUACGCUAGGCCGAAGGGCUAAAGUAAACCCUUGGUGAGACAAGAGAGCUUUGUUUCGAUUAAGUGUCGUAAAACAAAAACCGCACUAGCUAUCUCGUAGACUUGGCCAAUCAAAAGUUAGCUUAACUUCGCGAGGAACUGAUGAGAAAUUAGCUCAUAGCAAAAGCUUUUAAACGAUCACUAGCACAGUAAAACUUUAAGGAUCAUCUCCCGGUUGGUUUGAGUUUUCCAUCUGGUUGGUUAAGAACAAAGAGCGAGUUUUGAGACUAAUAAGGUUAGGGAGAAGCAAACCAAUGCAUUUCUAGAUUACAUUUGAGACUGAAAGAAGCCAUUCAUUUAAACCAAUCUUAUUACAGAUGUAACAAUCUAAAAUUACUCUUAAUUGGUUUGAUAUGGAAUUCCUCGCUCCCACACGGAUUUCACCCGAAUAAAAUUUAAUUUUGCACAAAUGUUCACUCUGUUGAAAGUAUUAGUGACAGUUUUUACGGAAAUAAUAUUUACUAAGUAUUCGAGAACCUGCGACUUCAGUAAUAUGGCGCAAUCCUUUUACAGUGGGUUACACUAAAUUCUUAGCCUAUUCUUUUCUUUGCUUAUCUAUCCAUUCCCUUUCUAUGUAUGGAUUUUUUUUUUGUUAGAUGACACCUGUCGGGAUGACAAAGCUUACGAGGCUUUUUGCAAAGACUACAGAGAUAAUGACUUCUGUACCAAGUACCCGUACGGAAUGAAUAAGCAUUGUGCUCUCACUUGUGGAUUUUGUAGUAAGUCAUUCAGUGAAGAAACAAAUAACUGUUAACAACAAGCACUUGAGGGGUCAUGUCAGAGACAGUGGAAUGCGUUCAGGGGUUUUAACAAUUGCUUUUUUGUAUAAUAAAAAAAAUUAUUGAUACUUAUCAUGUUUUUGUCGUUGCAUAGAAUGUAAAACCAAGAUAGACAUUGGAUUCCUAGUGGACAGUUCAGGAAGCAUCGAAAAAUACGGCAAAGGAAACUUCAAAAAGUGUUUGGAUUUCAUCAAAAAUGCUGUGAACGGUUCAUUUAUCUCAGAGACCUUUACACACGUGGGAGUGGUCUUGUUUUCUUCAAAGGUUUGUUGUACUGGCAAGCCCUUGUGUAAGUAGAUUACAUUUAUAUUUAAUAAAAAGUACGGUUUAGGCAGUUUCUGAUUUUUUGUAUGACAGUUGCCCACCUGUGAACCUAAGGUCAUAGAGCAAUGAUGAACAAACACUACUACUCCCCCAUCCCCUUUUUUCAUGACAAGAGAGGAUGACGUUGGGACUAAUAAUGAUGAUGAUGAUGAUGAUGAUGACGACCACAAUCACGACGAUGAGAUGACGACGAAAACGAGGACGAUAACGAUUAUAACGAAAACGAUGACGAUAAGUAUGAUUACGAUGAUCACGCGAUGACCAUGCCGAUAAGAAUGACGAUGACGAUGAUAACAACAAUAACAAUGACAAUAAAGAUGACGAUAACGAUGAUAAUGAUGACGAUGGCAAUAACGAUGAUCACGAUGACGACAAGUAUGAUAACGAUGACGGCAAUGAAGAUGACGAUUAAGAUAACGAUGAUGACCAUGACACUUAGGACGAUGGCGACAACAGUAUGACAACAUCGAUAACGACGAUGGCAAUAACGAUAAUGAAGAUGUCCAUCAUAACUAUUGCGAUAAUAGUGCUGUUUUUUAAUUCUUCUUGAGGUUUUGCUAGGCAAUUGAAUUGAUAUUUUUCUCUAUUUCGUGCUUUUCAGAUCAAAACUAUCUUCACGUUAAAGCAAUACUUUGAUGCGGAACAAAUGAUAAAGGAUAUUGAAAAAGCACCUUACCUGAAAGGCGGUACCUUGACGGCAAAAGCAUUAUCUUUCGUGAAGCGUAAACUAUUCGACGAAACAGGCCGUCCAGAGGUUCCAAAAGUUCUUAUAGUUAUGACUGAUGGAAAAUCAACUGACAAUAUAACACUACCAGCCCAAAAACUGCACGAGGCAAACAUCACCGUAUUUGCUAUUGGAAUUGGACGAAACUACGACAUGGGGCAGCUCAAAGAGAUUGCAUCGAAACCGGACACCAAGUAUGCACUCACCGCAGACUUCAAUCGGCUCAACGAGUUGUACACCAGCAUCAGAGAUGAUGCGUGCCGAGGCGAGUGUAGAUACUCAUAAUUCAGUGUUAAAAGAAGUAAAAAGGAAAAAGGUUUUAAUGGGUGAAGACGAUGGCGUCAAUUACAACGAAUUUUAAGUUAGAGAAGAAACGAUAGAAUUAAGUUUGCAUUUCCAGUUUGUUUAAUGCCGAUGCAAUUUACUCAGUAAUUCAGAAUCCUUUUCGAGACUCAUUUCCACGCAGUUCGGAAUAACGUGGUCAUUCAAUUGACACUCUUACAAAAAUCAUAAUUCAAUUGGCACUGUUGGUAAAUUCCUACUGGAUUGAUGUCCAUUUUCACAAUGUCUUAUUGAGAAGUAAAGCUUAGGUGUUGGGAAAUUCAACAAUCUAAAAGUACAGGAGAAAGAAUCUCGCAAGUGGGAAAGCAAGUAGCAUUAAGCUCAGUGGUCAACGUACCAACAGGGGGUGGAGUGAUUUAUGCAGGUGUCAGCGUUAGAUCAGGGAGCACUAAGAUUCCAAAGAUUGCCCUCCAUGCUCAAAUAAUCUCCCUCCUCUCAACUUCGAAGGGGAAAUGGAGAAAAUUAACCGAAACACCUUUCAUGUCGCUUCCGGCAGUAACUAAAAUGGGAUGUUGCUAAUUCCAGAGCCAUUUAGGGCAGUUUUCGGUUAAAAGUAAUCACCUUUCCGAACUUUCUUCUCCAGUGAAUUCAACCCUUUCCGACCAAGACAGGCCAUUUCACAGUCCAGGUCAUACUGUUGACGACACAGCAUAUUCGCCGCAUAGCAGUCACAGCAUACUCCUCUCAUAGUUGUUCUGAAGACCAAGUCAGAGGUAGAACAACAUUUCCAUGAGCACAUUCAUAGAUGAGGAAGUUCGCAAAUAAGGGUUGACAGAGGAGUAAUCAGUCGUGUGCUACGCUCAUCAAAUUGAUAUCAAAAUCUCCAUAAAAAUCAUACAAGCUAAGCCGAGGAAACUAAAAUUUGAUAGUAUACUCAUCUUUCCAGCGAAAGUUAUAAAACAGACGAUUGAAAUGAAAAAAAUAAAACA
Pocillopora meandrina is the source of this 5470-nucleotide messenger RNA. The record is from the annotation of a GenBank genome assembly. NCBI's taxonomy places the organism in Eukaryota, Metazoa, Cnidaria, Anthozoa, Scleractinia, Pocilloporidae.